Messenger RNA from Haemorhous mexicanus (house finch), 1600 nucleotides. RefSeq names its product N-acetylglucosamine-1-phosphate transferase subunit gamma (gene GNPTG). The transcript is spliced from 11 exons. The coding region runs from base 16 to 1545 and encodes 509 amino acids. Gene Ontology annotation, cellular component: Golgi apparatus. NCBI's taxonomy places the organism in Eukaryota, Metazoa, Chordata, Aves, Passeriformes, Fringillidae. The record is from RefSeq and is a predicted model, not a curated record.
AUAUCAGUGGUUAAAAUGCUCUUUUUAAUACAGAGCAUCAGGACGGUAUUUGAACGAAGUGCUCUCCCUCACAGUCUGCAGCUUCCCCCACUUCCCUCGCCGCCGGGUUUUGCCAACAGGCACCGAGGCCCCACCUGUCAGCCGGAGAGACGUACUCCGUGGCCAGCGGACUCAGGACGACGCCCGGGAAUCUCUGGCGGAGGCGCAGUGUUCGCAGCAACCCCUUCCGGGCUAGUUUUCUCCCGGUGCAUUUCUUGGGAUCGCAGUGUCCGAGCUCCCACAUGGCAAGGGGGCAGGGGAACUUGGCCUCCCGAGCGCCCCCAUCCUCGGCCCUCUCGCCGUCUAGGCAAGCUGAAAAUAGCAGGUGUACAUCAAUGCCCAACGGUGACGCGACACAACUCGGCAGGACCCGCCUGCCCUUGCCCGCGUCCCGCAGCGCCUCACGCACCCGUCAGCGCGGCCUCCGCUUCCGCCGCGAAAGUCUCGAGGCUGCGAGUCCCGCGCCGGCCCCCGCGCCGGCCUCCGCGCCGGCGGCCGCGCUCCAUGGCCGCGCUCGGCGGAGACACCGCCCCGCGACGUUACGGACUUCCGCUUCCCGCCGAGCAGGCGAUGGCGGCCCGGGUGCUGCUUGCGGCGCUGAGUGCGGCGCUGGCAGGUCUCUUCGCCUCCGCGGGGAAAAUGAAGAUCGUGGAGGAGCCGAAUACGUUCGGGUUGAAUAACCCAUUCUUGCCUCAAACAAAUAGGCUGCAGCCAAAGAUGUCACCGUCUGCAGUAUCAGGCCCUGCACAUCUCUUUAGGCUUGCUGGCAAGUGUUUCAGUUUUGUGGAAUCCACGUACAAGUACGAGUUUUGUCCUUUCCAUAAUGUCACUCAGCAUGAGCAAACUUUUCGAUGGAAUGCCUAUAGUGGGAUUUUAGGAAUCUGGCACGAAUGGGAAAUUGACAAUAACACAUUUGUUGGAAUGUGGAUGAGGGAAGGAGACUCAUGUGAAACUAAGAGCAGACAGACAAAGGUUCAUCUUGUUUGUGGAAAAAGCAAUAAAUUGGCUUAUGUGUCUGAGCCAAGUACUUGUGUUUACUCUCUGACAUUUGAGACUCCUCUCGUGUGCCAUCCCCACUCACUUUUAGUUUAUCCAACUCUGACUGAAGCACUGCAGAGGAAGUGGGAUGAAGCAGAGCAGCUUCUGUACGACGAACUAAUAACCGACCAGGGUUACAAAAAAAUUCUGAAAGAGAUUUUUGAGGAAGCGGGACUUCUAAAAGCAACAGAAGAAAAUGAAGUUGAAAAACAGAGUAAGAAAAUAACUCUGGAAUUUGAAACAGUGGAAAAGUGCAGUAAGGAAUACAAGCAACUUUCUGAAGAAAUACAAAAACUUAGAGUUUUAUUAGGUCAGCAUGGUAUUGCAUACAAAGGAAAUUUUGCCGGAAAUACCAGCGUUGAGUACGUAAGUCACCAACUGGCAACUGCAGUGGCAUCAGUUCUUAAUGGGUCAAAGGAUGAUGAGCACCUGCACGGCGAUACAGGAAUCUGGAAUUACACUCUGUGAAGAAACUUGGAUGGUACAUAAUGUAAAUUAAACUGAACAUGUAUUAUGCCACAAA